UGAGGCCACGCCCAGACCCGGAAGCGGAGCCGUCACGUGGGGCGGCGUGGGCCGCUGCCUUGGAAACGCGGAGCCCGCGUUCCGGGCGAAAGCACCAGGGCAGGGGUCUCGCGUGGGAGGAAGGGACUGCUACGGGGAUAGAAUGCUGUGCGUCGGAAGGCUGGGCGGCUUCGGAGCCAGAGCAGCAGCUCUGCCGCCCCGGUGGGCGGGCCAGGGAAGCCUUCAGGCCGGGAUCCGGGCCCGAAGGGUCAGCACCAGCUGGUCUCCCGUGGGCGCCGCCUUCAAUGUCAAGCCCCAGGGCAGCCGCUUGGACCUGUUCGGCGAGCGCCGGGGUCUUUUUGGAGUUCCUGAGCUCAGUGCCCCAGAAGGAUUUCAUAUUGCACAAGAAAAAGCCUUGAGAAAGACAGAAUUGCUUGUGGACCGUGCGUGUUCCACCCCACCUGGGCCCCAGACCGUGCUGAUCUUCGAUGAGCUCUCGGAUUCCUUGUGCAGAGUGGCUGACUUGGCUGAUUUUGUGAAAAUCGCUCACCCUGAGCCAGCAUUCAGAGAAGCCGCGGAAGAAGCUUGUAGAAGUAUUGGCACCAUGGUAGAGAAGUUGAACACAAAUGUGGAUUUAUAUCAAAGUUUGCAAAAAUUACUAGCUGAUAAAAAACUUGUGGAUUCCCUUGAUCCAGAAACAAGGCGAGUGGCUGAACUGUUUAUGUUUGAUUUUGAAAUUAGUGGAAUCCAUCUAGACAAAGAAAAGCGUAAAAGAGCAGUGGACCUCAAUGUUAAAAUCUUGGAUUUGAGUAGUACAUUUCUUAUGGGAACCAAUUUUCCCAACAAGAUUGAGAAGCAUCUCUUACCAGAACACAUUCGUCAUAACUUUACGUCUGCUGGGGAUCAUAUCAUCAUUGAUGGUCUCCACGCAGAGGCACCAGAUGACUUGGUGCGAGAAGCUGCUUAUAAAAUUUUUCUGUAUCCCAACGCUGGUCAGUUGAAAUGUUUAGAAGAAUUGCUCAGCAGUCGAGACCUUCUGGCAAAGCUGGUGGGGUAUUCCACGUUUUCCCACAGGGCUCUCCAAGGAACGAUAGCUAAAAAUCCAGAGACUGUCAUGCAGUUCCUUGAGAAACUAUCUGACAAACUUUCUGAAAGAACUCUAAAAGAUUUUGAGAUGAUACGAGAGAUGAAAAUGAAACUGAAUCCUCAAAAUUGUGAAGUAAUGCCUUGGGACCCCCCCUACUACAGUGGUGUGAUUCGUGCAGAAAGGUAUAAUAUUGAGCCCAGCCUAUAUUGCCCGUUUUUCUCUCUUGGAGCAUGCAUGGAAGGCCUGAAUAUUUUGCUAAACAGACUAUUGGGGAUUUCAUUAUAUGCAGAGCAGCCUGCAAAAGGAGAGGUGUGGAGUGAAGAUGUCCGAAAACUGGCUGUCGUUCAUGAAUCUGAGGGAUUGUUGGGGUACAUUUACUGUGAUUUUUUUCAGCGAGCAGACAAGCCACAUCAGGAUUGCCAUUUCACUAUACGUGGAGGCAGACUAAAGGAAGACGGAGACUAUCAACUCCCAGUUGUAGUUCUUAUGCUGAAUCUUCCCCGUUCCUCAAGGAGUUCUCCAACUUUGCUGACUCCUGGCAUGAUGGAAAAUCUUUUCCAUGAAAUGGGACAUGCCAUGCAUUCAAUGCUAGGACGUACUCGUUACCAACACGUCACUGGGACCAGGUGCCCUACUGAUUUUGCUGAGGUUCCUUCUAUUCUGAUGGAGUACUUUGCAAAUGAUUAUCGAGUAGUUAACCAAUUUGCCAGACAUUAUCAGACUGGACAGCCACUGCCAAAAAAUAUGGUGUCUCGUCUUUGUGAAUCUAAAAAGGUUUGUGCUGCAGCUGAUAUGCAACUUCAGGUCUUUUAUGCCGCUCUGGAUCAAAUCUACCAUGGGAAGCAUCCCCUGAGGAAUUCAACCACAGACAUUCUCAAGGAAACACAAGAGAAAUUCUAUGGCCUACCAUACGUUCCAAAUACUGCCUGGCAGCUGCGGUUCAGCCACCUCGUGGGGUAUGGCGCUAAGUAUUACUCUUACCUCAUGUCCAGAGCGGUCGCCUCCAUGGUGUGGAAGGAGUGCUUUCUGCAGGAUCCUUUCAACAGGGCCGCUGGAGAGCGCUAUCGCAGGGAGAUGCUGGCCCACGGUGGAGGCAGGGAGCCCAUGCUCAUGGUUGAAGGCAUCAAGCUUCAAGAACUGAGGAAUUCACAAGUUGGCGAUACACUGAUGAAUUUACAUUUGGAAGGUGUACCAGUAAAAGGUUAAAUAGUAGUAAUAAUUAUAGAGAUUUAGAGCAGAUUUUAGUUGAAGAAUUGAAAUUGACAUUUGCUAGCCAACUCUUUUAUGAAAUGUUCCCAGAGGACAUAGGGACAAGAUUUCUCUUGGUUUAACUGGAUUGUUUCCUGAAAGAGCAUUUACAAGACAUCUUCUGGUGUUUAUUUAUGUCUUUUUCAACUAAAUGUAAAAGAAACUUUGUCUUUAUGACUGUGAUGUAACAUUAUUAAUAAUGAAAUUAGAUUAAGAAAUUAUACCAAUACCUGAUUUUCUUCUAUAUUUAAUAGUUCAUCUUUACAUUAAAGUUUUCUCUUAUUAAAUAGUCCCUGCUUAAUUUUAGAGUUUGCACAUCUCAGAUAUCUGAAUAGCAUUAUCAGGUUCUUUUUGUGACCCAUCCGAUAAGUUAGAGUAUGUCAGGUGACACAGUUUUUUACUCUCUUUCCAUUCAGUACUAAAUGUGUGUUUUGUUUAGGCUUUAGGGUCAGGAGGAAGGCCAACCUGUACUUGUAGCUCCCUUUGUAGCAGUUUAAAUAAAGCUGAGCUUUAACAAAGUUCUUAAAAUCUUAAGUCACACACUCAAAAUAGUGGAAUUUCAACACUAGAUUUAUUUUUGUCUUCCUUUUCAUGCACAUGCAUUUCACAUUAGGAUAGAGAUUUUAUUUAAAUGCUGCAAUAGCCUGUGUAUUGAUUUUCUAAAGAUAGCUAAUCCUUUAUGUCAGAUACUUUCAAUAAAACUAGUUUCUGCUACUUGUGUAUUUCCAGCAUUGAAUGGAUAGGAGGGAGUCAUAAAAGUUUAAUCAAACCAAGCGUACAUUUGUUAUUUUAUUGUUUAUUAUUGUUACAAUAGUGAGAGCAAUAAAGCUAAGUACAGCUAAAAGCAUUUGUUGAGUGUAUUUGAUGUGCCAAGUACUAUGUAUAUUGCUGUAUAAUCUCAUUUAAUUCUCUAAACAGUCCCAGGGAUGCAUACGUAACUUACUUGCCUGAGAUCACGUAGCAGCAGACAUUAGAACCAGGAUUCAGAGUCAAGUACUCUGACUCGCCUGUGUGAGCUGGUAAUUUCUUCAACUUCUUUGUCAGGUUAUACCAGGAAGUUUUUGCUUUGGAAUACGUGCAUGCAUAUUCCAUUGUAUUUUUUCCCUUGCUCUUUCAUAAUUGUUGGCAACUGAGUGGCCUUGUUGGGAAUACAGUGAUGCUCAAAGAAGAUAUUAUUGGGUUAUCAGAGUAAGAUAUCAUGGGGACAAAUCUGCAAAGUGGCAUGUGCUAACUAGUAUGCUAACUAGUAACUAGUAUGUAUACUAGUAUGUAAUUGCCUUACCUACAGUAAAAUGAUUUUGUAGGAAAAUAAGAUUUGUUGAAUGUAAACGCGUGAAUGCACGGCAUGCAAAGCAAGAUUUGGAACUUUACAGAAUGCUUAUUGGCAGAAAGCUGCUUUUCUUGCACAGCAUAGCAGGAAUAAAUGAGGAAAGCAUGUCAUGGAAUCAGAGUUACAAUUUAGUAGCUCUAGGAUUAUGACACAAUUUCAAUAAUAGAGGCACCCCAGAAUAACAGCCAAGUAAAUAGAAUCCCUAAUCUUUGGCUUGUUCAUAUAUUUACUCAACGUAGCCUCUGAAAUCACUGAAAGCUUUUUGGAAGAAAGAAAUGGAAAGGAGCACCUGCAUUCUCAAGGCUAAGACCUCCCUUUUGUAAAUGCACUAAUAUUUUAAGAGGGUGUGUGCAUGUUUAAUGUGUGGGUGUGUUUGUUUAAGGAAGACAUUGAGCUUCAAAAGGCAAGAUGUUUUGUAACCCAGAAAUGUAAUUGUAAAUGGAAUUAUUAAAUCUGACAAUGAAAUUAAAAUAAACUAAUGUGUAAACAGAGCACAUAUGUGGGGCUGUACUUGCUGGCUCACCUUCUGUGUAACACGGGUUCAGAGGCUUCACCUGAGUUAAUAAUUCGAGAGAGAGAGAGAGAGCCCCAUAUGUGAAUGCUAACAGAUACCAAUCCAGCACAGGGAGCAGCUGAGUCUUUUCAGUUCAAAGGAAGAGAAGAAUUUCACUUCCUGGCUGAUAGUCUGAUUUUCUCAAGAACUGAUUGUAGAUAGACGGAAUCUACCUUUAGCAAAGGGUGUGGGUAACCACAGUCUUGUAGCAGAGAAAAACUUCAAAGUAAAGAUGGUGAGCCAUACAAUUGCCCUAGGCUUGGGAGAGACAGAUCUGGAAUGAGGAUUCUGAUCUCAUAAAAUUCACUUAAGAUUUUUCAAACUGCCAGGCUAGCCUUUGUAGCUACAAUUCUUAAUCAGUCUAGGUUGAGUUUGGCACAUAAAAUUAUUUCAGCGGAAAAAAUAGCCAUUAAACUAUUAUGAUGAAUUAUUAGAAUUAAUAAUGGUGCUGAGAAUACUCAAACCUCCUUUUCAUUCACUCCCAAAUCUGUUUAGAUAAUCUGCUUUUUGGUACAUCUGAGUUAUUGUUAUGUCUAGUAAUGGAGGAUGGCAUAGCACAGACAGCUGUGUAUCUGAGUGAAUCGCAGGUUCUAAAAAGAUUUCUGACCUCUUUUUUAAAUUGUGGUAAAAUAUACUACAUGCCAUACCAUUUGCCAUGUUACCCGUUUUUAAAUGUAUAGUUCAAAGCCAUUCACAGUGUCCUACACUUACAAUGCUGUGCAGCCAUCACCACUAUCCAUUUUCAGCACUUCCCCAUCACCCCAGUGAAGACCCUUUUAUCACAGAAAUCAGCAGGUAGAAAAAAGGAUUUAUUUUAAUUCCAUCUUUUGUUUCUUUCUUUUAGUAGAUAAACAGUUACCUAAUAAGCAGAUGGCAAAAAGUAGAAAAAAGCCGUGAUUUAUGAGCUGGAUAAGUAGCUUGUGAUUGUGAGUUUUAUGAUAGUUUUAUGAUAUUUAAUCAUAGAUCAAAUGUUUUGGAAUUGAACUUGUACAAAAAUAGUAAGCAACCUCAUCCUUCAACUCUUGAACUAGGAAGCAGGUUUUCAUAAAUCGUCGGGUCUGAUUAUGAUAGUGAGUGAGCAUUUCUCUGUGUUAAAUUCUGUAUCUUAUUUAAUCCUUCUUAACAAUCUAUCGAAGUAGAUGACAUUGUGCCAGUUUUAUGAACUUCAAACAUUAUACUAAACUCCAGCAUUUUACUUUUACUUAGAUUGCCUCCAGUGGAGGUUAAGUGACUAGUCUGAGGUCCCUUAACCAGUUGGUUAACCCAGGGUAAUCUCUUACUAAACCCUUGCUCUAACCAUCAGGAUAUAUUGCCUUCUUUCGAGCCACCUAAAGUUUGAUUUAGAAAAUGAAAAAGGUAUUUUUUUCUCUCUAUUCUUUCUUGGCACCCCUUCAAAGGAAAACAGUUGUAUAGUCAGAAGAGAAAUAGCCUGAAAUUUCGUAUAAUGAGACACCAUGCGGAACCAGAUAACGUUCCAUUCAGCCCCAAAUUCACACCGGCACAGUGCCCCCGCCAGGCUGUUGGUGGAACUGCAUGCAAAUGGCUGCUCUGCUGACCAGCAAGGCCCGGGGGGGCUGUUGUCCUGUAGGGAGUCCUCAGGACAUUUUGUUUUUUGGAGACUGAGGCUCUUUUUGGUCCACCAGACUGUUUCCUAACUAAGUGAUACUUACAGGCCUUAAAUAGAAAUCUGGCUAAUGGAACUUAAUUAAUUAAUUUCUACUAAGUCCAGUGCUGUGGCUGAAAUGUAAGAAUAUGACUAGCUUUUAACUUUUAUUUUAUUUUUUAAAAAACUUUUUUUUCUAGGUUUGAUGUACGUGUGCAGGUUUGUUAUAUAGAUAAGCUUGUGUCAUGGGGGCUUUUAUCACCCAAAUUAUUUUAUCACCCAAAUUAUUUUUUCACCCAGGUACUAAGUCUAGUAGCCAAUAGUUAUUUUUUUUUCCUCUCCCUCCUCCCACGCUCCACACUCAAAUAGGCCUCAAUGUGUUCUCAUUAUUU
Cercocebus atys (sooty mangabey) is the source of this 6192-nucleotide messenger RNA. RefSeq names its product mitochondrial intermediate peptidase (gene MIPEP). The transcript has 19 exons. The coding region runs from base 143 to 2272 and encodes 709 amino acids. Gene Ontology annotation, biological process: peptide metabolic process. Gene Ontology annotation, cellular component: mitochondrion. Gene Ontology annotation, molecular function: metalloendopeptidase activity. The record is from RefSeq and is a predicted model, not a curated record. NCBI's taxonomy places the organism in Eukaryota, Metazoa, Chordata, Mammalia, Primates, Cercopithecidae.